AUGCAAAAUGCAGCUUUUGGGUCAAUUUUCAUUGCCAUGGAUACUUGCAAGAGAUGCUUCGUUCUUUCUUUGGCCUUUCUCGUGUUUUUCUUUGAUGAUUCUGGGACCAAUGUCUUCGGUUUUCAAGGGGAAGAGCUGAUUGAAACCAUGGCGGAUGAAGUCCUCGAUCAUACCCCGCAUCUUACCGCGAGACAAGGGAUGUAUAAUGUGGAAGAGUUGGAAGAUGAUGAUGACUGGCAAAUGGUGCAGACCAAAGGGAACCAGUUUGUUGUCAAUGGUCAACCUUUCUAUGUCAAUGGAUUCAAUACCUACUGGCUGAUGGUAUUCGCAGCCGAUCUAUCUACGAGAGGAAAGGUCUCUGAAUUGUUCCAACAAGCAUCUUCGGUAGGACUAACUGUUUGCAGGACUUGGGCUUUCAAUGAUGGCCAAUGGCGAGCUCUUCAGAAGUCUCCUUCGGUUUACGAUGCGGAUGUAUUCAAGGCCUUGGAUUUUGUGGUGAGUGAAGCAAAGAAAUACAAGAUCAGGCUCAUAUUGUCAUUGGUUAAUAACUGGGAUGCAUAUGGUGGUAAGACACAAUAUGUUAAGUGGGGAAAUGCUUCCGGCCUCAACUUGACUUCAGACGAUGAAUUCUUUUCUCAUCCGACUCUUCGUAGUUACUACAAGUCCCACGUUAAGGCAGUGCUAAAUAGAGUCAAUACAUUCACAAACAUAACUUACAAGGAUGACCCUACGAUAUUUGCUUGGGAACUGAUGAACGAACCUCGAUGCACCUCAGAUCCCUCUGGGGAUACGCUGCAGUCAUGGAUAGCGGAAAUGGCAGCACACGUGAAGAGCAUUGAUGCAAAGCACUUGGUUGAAAUCGGAGUAGAAGGAUUUUAUGGACCCUCAGCACCUGCAAGGACUAAGUUCAAUCCGAAUUCAUAUGCAACUCAAGUUGGAACCGACUUUAUAAGAAACCAUCAGGCUCUUGGCGUCGAUUUUGCAUCUGUUCACAUUUAUGCCGAUUCCUGGAUUUCGCAAACUAUUUCUGAUGCUCAUCUCCAAUUCACAAAAUCAUGGAUGGAAGCCCACAUAGAAGAUGCGGAGAAAUAUCUAGGAAUGCCUGUUAUCUUCUCCGAGUUUGGAGUAUCCUCGAAAGACACCGGCUACAACUCAUCAUACCGAGACACUCUCAUUAGCACGGUGUACAAAACACUCUUGAACUCGACAAAGGAAGGAGGGAGUGGAGCUGGGAGCCUUUUGUGGCAGCUCUUCCCCGAUGGAACGGACUACAUGGAUGAUGGCUAUGCAAUUGUCCUUUCAAAAUCUCAUUCAACUGCAAACCUAAUAUCCCUUCAUUCAACGAGACUCGCAAUCUUUAACUCCAGGUGUUCUUGGCAUUGCCGUUGGGGUUGCAGGAAGAAAAAUUCCUUGGAGAUAUUCCUCAAUCAUGAUUAUCUUUAAAACUGCUUAUGACCAGGUGCUGGGUCUUUGGAAGCUGCUAUUGUACAUGCAAAAUGAGAAAUGAAAUAGAAAGCAAGGAACAAAUAAGAUUCUUUGUGGAUUUGUAAUAUCUCAUUUCUAUUUCAAUUG
Molecule: messenger RNA, 1572 nt
Organism: Hibiscus syriacus
Lineage: Eukaryota; Viridiplantae; Streptophyta; Magnoliopsida; Malvales; Malvaceae
Product: mannan endo-1,4-beta-mannosidase 6-like
Molecular function (GO): hydrolase activity, hydrolyzing O-glycosyl compounds
Source: RefSeq, a predicted model, not a curated record